AGUGGCGCAUUCCUGCCUGGUCCCCGCUGUCCGUCAUCCCGCUCAUGAAUGCCAGGCUCCGCCCACGGCUCCGCCCACAGUCCCAUGGGAGAAGCCAGGUGAAUGCUGCAGGGUCUCGUCUGGGUGUGUGUAUGUGGGUGUGGGUGUGUCGAGCUUCCCCAGCUGUGCUAUGUCACAGCCCCCAAGCUGGUCUGACCGGAUUUUUCUCUUUUAGAUGAGAGCUAACAUCAUUCCCUUGCAGACGCCUGUUGUGUUCUUUCCUUUGUCUCCCUAUAGCUUCCUUCCAGAUCGAUCACUCUCAGGUCUAGGGAUCCGAGCGCCGCUCCGCUGCAGAGAUGAACUGGUCGGCCCUGGAGAGCCUGCUCAGCGGGGUCAAUAAGUACUCCACGGUGUUCGGGCGGGUGUGGCUGUCCAUGGUGUUCGUGUUCCGCGUGCUGGUGUUCGUGGUGGCGGCCCAGCGCGUCUGGGGCGACGAGAGCAAGGACUUCGUCUGCAACACCCGGCAGCCCGGCUGCACCAACGUGUGCUACGACAGCAUCUUCCCCAUCUCGCACAUCCGCCUGUGGGCGCUGCAGCUCAUCUUCGUCACCUGCCCCUCGCUCAUGGUGGUGGCGCACGUCAAGUACCGCGAGGAGCGCGACAGGAAGUACGUGGCCUCGCACCCCGGGGCGCACCUGUACGCCAACCCGGGCAAGAAGCGCGGCGGGCUGUGGUGGACCUACCUGCUGAGCCUGGUGUUCAAGGCCGCCUUCGACACCGCCUUCCUCUACAUCCUCUACUUCAUCUACCACGGCUACGACAUGCCGCGCCUGUCCAAGUGCUCGCUGGAUCCCUGCCCCAACACCGUGGACUGCUUCAUCUCCCGGCCCACCGAGAAGAAGAUCUUCACGAUCUUCAUGGUGGCCUCGUCCGCCAUCUGCGUGUUCAUGUGCCUGUGCGAGAUGGUCUACCUCGUGGGCAAGCGCUGCCACAAGGUCCUGCGCAUACGGCGGGAGAACGAGCAGCUGCUGUUCGCCGAGCGCCACGACAUCACCGCCCUGGCCCGGCCCCGGUCCGAGUACAACCGGCUGGACCCCACCUCCUCGGCCCCGCCCACCUGCGGCAUCGCCGACGACGACACGCUCAAGGCCAAGAAGACCAAGAAGGCCAAGGAGGCCGAGAAGAUGGAGGAGGCCGCCACAGCCGCCGCCGCGACCGGGAAGAUGGCUUAGAGACGCGCUGCAUCAGCGCAAACGGACAGCUUUAACCAAAAGCCUGCAUUCAGCAGAACUGUAACAGACUGUGAACCCUGUGGAAAACUACAUUUCCCAGAAUUCCUUUAUGUCUGCCCGUUAAAUACCUCCAAGUAAGGUGUUCGUUUCACUUAGUUUUUAAAAAAAAGUUUUUUAAGUCACUCAAUGCACUGUUGGAGGGUUCCGUUCUCUCUCUCUGUCCCUCUCUCUCUCUCUCUCUACUCUUCUCAUUGGUGUUCUGAGCGAUGGGUCAGAAGGUGCAGAGGUAUCAGGUGAAUCUCAGUU
Molecule: messenger RNA, 1517 nt
Organism: Anguilla rostrata (American eel)
Lineage: Eukaryota; Metazoa; Chordata; Actinopteri; Anguilliformes; Anguillidae
Product: gap junction beta-4 protein-like
Exons: 2
Coding region: 336-1211 (291 amino acids)
Biological process (GO): cell-cell signaling
Cellular component (GO): connexin complex
Molecular function (GO): gap junction channel activity
Source: RefSeq, a predicted model, not a curated record